GGGCAGGCCGCGAGCCGGGGUGGGGCCUAGCGGGUCCGGGUGGGGCCUAGCGGGCCAGAGCAGGGGGCAGGCCCGAGCCGGGGUGGGGCCUAGUCGGUCCUGCGCCGAGGGUAGGCCUCGGGGGCUGAGAGUUUGUGUGGAGAUGGAGCUGUGGGGUGCUCGAAGCUGUGCGAUAGGGACAGGCUGAGAGCUUGGGGGUGCGGCCUGGGGGAGGGAAGGCUCUGCGGUGCCUCUCUUUGUGGGGAUUGUAGUGGUAGGACAAGGGGAGCAGCUUUAGCCUGGCAGAGGGUAGGUUUAGGUGAGAUGUGAGGUGGAAAAUCUAAAGUGUGAGGGUGUGGAGUCAUCCAGAGAAGCUGUGGGUGCCCCGUCCGUGGAGGUGCCCAAGGCCGAGCUGGGUGGGCCCCCGCCACUGUUCAGGCUGUGACAGCUGGGUGCUCCAUACAGCUCCCUAAUGGGAGGUUAUCAUGGGGGGGGGGUCUCUACUCCCCAGUAACAGUGAUAGGACAAGAGGUGAUGGCCUCACAGUGUGCCAGGGGAGGGUUGGGUUGCAUAUUGGGAACAUUUCCUUCUCAGAAAGAGUGGUGAUGCAUUGGCACAGGCUGCCCAGGGAGGUAGUGGGGUGGCUGUCCCCGGAGGUGUUCAAGGGACGUGGAGAUGUGGCACUGAGGGAUGUGGUUAGUGGGCGUGGUGGGGGUGGGUUGGGGUUGCACGUGGUGAUUUUAGUGGUCUCUUCCAAACCUUAAUAAUUCUGUGAUUCUAUGCGAGGUGUGCCAUAGCAGAGGGUAGAGCUGGAUGGGUUUUAAGGCCCCUUCCAACUCAAACCAUUCCAUGAUUCCUUGAUUCUAUGAAAAAUCAGUUGUCUGCUGCAUCCACGUGCCCCAGACACCCCACGGAGGUGCCAUAGGGGUGAAAAGGCAUCCGUAGAGCAUCUGUAGAGCCUCCAUUUCCAGGUACAGCAUCAAGGAGCCACAUUAUAACCAAGCUGAAGAAAGUGUGAAGGGUCAGCAGUGCCAAAAGCAAGCAGCGGGCAAGUAAUAGGCAGAGCGCCUGUCUGCCCCCACCUUUCCCCUGCCUCCUGUAGGACUGAAUUCCUGCUGCUGGGGACUUUGACAUGGACCCCAGUGACCCUGUGGGGUUCCAGAGGAUGGACCAUGGGGCACCAGACUCCACCUCCUGGGACCAGAGGAAAGACUUUGACCCCAUUGCCCAGCACAGGGUGCGGCUGUGAGCCUUGGGCGCUCAGACCUUGGACUGCGGGGCUGCAAACAAGCUGCACUGCACCAGGGGCUCUGCUGAAGCCUCCAAAACCCACAGAGCCUGCCUGGAGUACUCUGCAGAGCCAUGCGCAUCGCUGUCAUUGGGGCUGGAGUGAUCGGGCUGUCCGCUGCCCUGUGUAUCCACGACCGCUUCCACGCGCUGGUGCCCCAGCUGCAGCUGGAGGUCUAUGCCGACCGCUUCACACCACACACCACCAGCGAUGGGGCUGCGGGCCUGUGGCAGCCCUACCUGAGUGACCACGGCAAUCUGCAGGAGACGCUGUGGAACAAGGAGACCUUUGAGCACCUCCUGGGGUACCUCAACUCACCAGAAGCGAAGGAAAUGGGACUGUUCCUGAUUUCUGGAUACAACCUGUUUAAGCAGCCUGUACCAGAUCCAUCUUGGAAGAACAUUGUCCUUGGCUUCAGGAACUUGACACCGAAAGAGCUUGAACUCUUCCCUGGCUACAGCUAUGGCUGGUUCAACACAGCACUGAUGCUGGAGUGCAGGAGCUAUUUGCCCUGGCUCACCAACAGGCUAGCGCAGAGAGGCGUGAAGUUCUUCCACAGGAAGGUCGAGUCCUUUGAGGAGAUGUUUUCCCAGGGAAUUGAUGUUGUCAUAAACUGCACCGGGAUCCGUGCUGGGGAGCUGCAGCCAGACCCUGCACUGCAGCCUGCCCGUGGGCAGAUCAUCAAGGUCCUGGCCCCAUGGGUGAAGCACUUCAUCAUCACUCACGACAUGGAGUCGGGGAUCUACAGCUCACCCUAUGUCAUACCAGGGAGUGAGUUCACGGUUUUGGGAGGCAUCUACCAGCAAGGCAACUGGAACGAAGAGAACAGUGCUCAGGACCACAAAUCCAUCUGGGAGAGGUGCUGCAGGCUGCUGCCCGCGCUGCAGAAAGCAGAGAUUGUGCAGGAGUGGAGCGGCCUGAGACCGGCGCGUCCCAGCAUCCGCCUGGAGCGAGAAAGCAUUGGCCAUGGGCACUCAAGAACAGAGGUCAUACACAACUACGGCCACGGCGGCUUUGGGAUCACCAUCCACUGGGGCUGUGCCAUGGCUGCAGCCCGGCUGCUCGGGAACAUCCUGCAGGAGAAGCAGUCCCAGUCCCGCCUGUGAGUUGCCUGCUCACCUGGGAUUAUUGCGAUAACAGUAGCUUAGAAAUCACAGCAAAAAGAUGCAAGUAACAGUGGUGCAUGUAGGCUGUUGACACUCCUGCCAGGUUCGCUGCUGCUUCCUCCUGUCUUGUUUUCGGGUUGCUGCCAGUUCUGCUGCUGCCGUUUGCCAGACGGCCGAAUUUCCUCCACCAUGGCCUCAUGCAACCUACCCAAAGGAAGUGCUUUAAAACAUGGACUAAUUAUCUGUGACAAAGUGCACUUCUGUCCCAGGGAUCAGUCUGCAAAGGGCAGGUGGAGUUCAGCUGAAGCCUUGGCAGUCCUGCAGUUCAUCUGCACAGUGGGACAGGAUCUGAAAGCGAGCUGGUGCUACACGAGGUCUCUGCUGGCUGCUCAGACACCCAGUGUAUAAUUGGAUUUGUGAGCUCCCCCCGGGAGGCAAAAGCUCCUUAGUAGGAAGAAGCUCCCAGGGAAGUGACAACAGCCCCACAAGCACGUGCUCCGCUUACAAUUGCUUUUCUUACAUUCAUGCCAGGACAAAGCACGGGUCUUCAGCACCUGGUUAGUGUAUCUGGCAGCAGACAGCAGCGGUUACCUAAAAUGGGCUUUCCAAAUGAUGUUUUUAGUAACAAAAGCAACAUGUUCCAGCUCUGUGUACUUGCCAGAUCCUAUAUAUAGCACAGCACAUACACCAAAUAGCUGUUCUUGUCCCUAAAACUCCCAUGGGCACUUUGGUUUCCUAUUUCCCUCAGCUGUGAGAUGGGGCUGGAGGCAGCCCCGGGGCUGUGCCAAUGGGAGGAGGCAGGGACAGCACCCAGGAGGGUGACUCUUAUUGGAGCAAGGAGCAGGAGGUGGUCAGUGUCACUUCCAGGGGUCCCAGGCAUUGUUCUGGAGAUGAGCUUUGGGCUCCUGUUCCAUGCCACGUGCCUUUCCUGCUGUAAGUAUUUCACAAACAGAAAGGUGCUGUGAGGUCAGGAAGCAUCAGCCUCAGAUCCAGAGUGCCAUACCAGUGAAUGAGAGCUGCUGCAGUGCAGCUGGGUUCAUCCUGGAUUCAGCAGUCCCACAGACCCAGCACCCUGCCCAAGGACCUGCCGUGAUGCUUCAGAUUCCCCAAGGGUGAGUGCUCAGUGCUGCAGGAUAUGAUCCACACACAGGAGACCUGCUGCCCCCAGGCAUGUAUGAGGCUUGUCUCCAUUUCUGAAGUGCUGUGGAGGUCACUGUGCCAGCACAGCCCCAGGAGACCUCCCCGUGACGUGGUUCUCCACUGAAUGCUGUGUAACUGUUCACACUGUGAAAUUCCCAAGUUUUACACGUCGUGAGCAGUGGGAACAACCUGAGAAUCUUGGCUGAGCACAUGAGCUCAGCGUCUGCCCUUGUACAAACACAGCAGCAGUUCUCUCACUGUAAGGGCCAGAAUUUCUCAGAGGUGCUGCCCUGUCCCCUUUCCUUCCUCUCAACCUUUUGCAUCCUUGGUGCUUGCCUCUGCUGUGACACCUGCAGUGCCAUUGCAUGGGAAUAGGAGCUCUUGUCUUGUCCAGUCUGUCUGCCAAAGGGUUUCCCUCUUCAUCUGGCAGCUCACCUGAUGGACUGCAGUCACAUUCAGAGGGUUAUCAUCCAGAAAAGGACAGUGAAAAGGCAAUAUCUGGAGAACAUUUACCACUGAUUGAUGCUAAGCCUAAUGAUCUGUGAUAGUGCUUGAGUAGGAGCCGUCCAGCAAAAUGGCAUCCACUUGAGUUCACUUCUUCCAAAUAUGAGAUAUUAAGGACUGUGUUCUAUUUGCACUGCUGUAACUCCAAACAGAAAGAAGCGAGCUGGCAAAAAGCAGUUGAUUCUUUUGAUCUCAGAGCCUGUAGGAGCAGCUGUCCUGCAUUGGUCAGGAUGACAAAUGGAGUCGUGUGGGGCCUCUUAGAAAACAAACAGAAAUGAUUGGGGGUGGGGUUUUAUUUGCAGUUUCUGAUUUUGCUUAUUUUCUAAAAGGCUACAAUUUAACGUGUGUGCACAAUAAAGAUCAUAGCCAACUA
This is a messenger RNA of Numida meleagris (helmeted guineafowl), 4390 nucleotides long. It is a transcript of the gene DAO, whose product is annotated as D-amino acid oxidase. Gene Ontology annotation, molecular function: FAD binding; D-amino-acid oxidase activity. The coding region runs from base 1342 to 2373 and encodes 343 amino acids. The transcript has 12 exons. The record is from RefSeq and is a predicted model, not a curated record. NCBI's taxonomy places the organism in Eukaryota, Metazoa, Chordata, Aves, Galliformes, Numididae.